Molecule: messenger RNA, 1506 nt
Organism: Penicillium cataractarum
Lineage: Eukaryota; Fungi; Ascomycota; Eurotiomycetes; Eurotiales; Aspergillaceae
Product: putative C2H2 finger domain protein
Exons: 1
Coding region: 1-1506 (501 amino acids)
Molecular function (GO): DNA-binding transcription factor activity
Source: RefSeq, a predicted model, not a curated record
AUGUUGUGGUUAUGGAGUCAAGGCACUGACUCGACAUCCUCUUCACUCGCACUUUUAUUUAUACCCUGGUUGAUUCCCCCUCCAAUCCCAUUCCUCUCCCCUGCAUCCUUUCUCUCUUCUCUUAACAAUGGAUUCCUACCCCCAUUCACGGAACUCCCCCACCUUCUACCCAUCUCCGUCCCAUCCCAACCCUACGAUGUCUAUGAUACUUCUCUAUCAGCCGACCAUCCAUUUGUGACGCGAGCAUCACAGUUCCAAUUCCACUUGACGUCUCCCUUUGACCAGCCCAAGCCUCGCGAUGCAUCAUCGGCCACACAACCUUGGUGGAAGAAUGACGACCCCUCACUCAACAUGAACUAUAUCUCCCCCGAGUUCCCAGUCUCGGCGGAUCGCUUCUCUCCAUGGAACAGUGAAAUCUCCACGAUUUCAGACCCGCAAAGUCCGCGGAGUAGUAAUGCCGGGAGUGUACCGGGCAUGAACUGUAUCGCAUCCCCUCAUUACUACCAUGACGAACUUUCCAUGACCACAGCCACCACUACCGAUGAGCAGGCUGGUUAUCCUGCUCCAGACGCUCUCGUCGAUAUUCACCACCCCUCUUUCCUAUCUAAACCGGGUGUUUUCGAGGUGCAGCCCGAUCAUCGCUCAUCCUUCGACACGGACUUGGACCCCUGGUCUGGAAGUCAGUCAGACCGAAAUGGGACGCCUGAACAACAAUGGCCGUCUCCACUUCCAGCCGAGUCCACCACUUUCCCUCAACCUCAAAGGCGGGCCAAAGCCCGUUCAGCUCCGAAAUCUCGCGUGCGCAAGACCGCCGAAUCGCGAUCAACUGCUACAACCGCUCGCAACGGCCGCCGGCGCGCUAUAACCAGCACUAAUAAUGGCGAAAAUGGUGCACCUCGAACGUUUAUCUGCAGCUUUGCACCGUACGGAUGCCAAAGUACCUUCGUCUCGAAAAACGAAUGGAAACGUCACGUCACUUCCCAACACCUCCAGCUAGGCUUUUAUCGCUGCGAUGUUGGGAAAUGCAACACCCAUACCCACGUCACCCCGUCCAAUCCAUACCUCACCCCCUCCAAAUCCCCCCGAUCCCGUACUUCCAGCCCACCGCCCGGCCAACCCAAUGAUUUCAACCGCAAAGACCUCUUCACCCAGCACCAUCGGCGCAUGCACGCCCCUUGGCUCCAAGCAGGUCGCCGUCGCACCCCAACAGACGCCGAGCAUGCCGCUUUCGAAGCAGGUCUAGACGAAGUCCGACGACGGUGCUGGCACGGUCUACGCACGUUGCCGCAGCAAAGCCACUGCGGUUUCUGCCGAGAGGUCUUUUCUGGGGAAGGCAGCUGGGAUGUGCGGAUGGAGCAUGUCGGACGCCAUUUUGAGCGGGAGGACCGACAGGGGCUCGGCCAGGAGGAAGAAGAUUUGGCAUUGCGCGAGUGGGGGCUUCGUGAGGGGAUUUUGACUAUUGUGGAUGGAGGACGUUGCCGGUUGGCGUCGCUCGUUGGGGAAUAA